UGCCUAUGUGGCGCUGAUGCUAUGAAGUCUCUACUCCACAUGACCUUCUCUAACUACAACAAGAUGGUGCCACCAAGACACCACUAUGACCAGCCAAUCAACGUCACCGUUAGAUUGGUCGUGCCUUACAUUGAAAGUUUGGAUGUGAAAAAUCAACUUUUAAAAUUUGUUGGAGUUUUUAAUUUGGUGUGGACUGAUUAUUUCCUCCAGUGGGACCCAGCACAGUAUGAUGGUAUCAACACUAUCGUCGUACCGCGAAGUCUGGUUUGGUUUCCCAAUUUUAUGAUAGUGAAUGCUAAAAACGAUCCCCUAGACUCGAAUGGAGACGAACAGAUUGUGAACGUCCAGAGUGAUGGGACAGUUUUGUAUACACCCAGAGCGUCCUUGGAAGUACCCUGUACGAUCGAUGUUUCAAAGUUUCCUUACGAUCAUCACAUUUGCGGCCCGAGCGUGUCGUUAUGGAUGUUUGACAACACAUCUGUCCAUUUGAUGGCACCACAGACAGGCAUCAACUUAGAACAGAUGUCUCCCAACGGUCAAUUUGAUGUGACACCUAAAGGGGUCUUGGCCGCUCAAUUCGAUUACAAUGGGCGUUUCUUUGAUUCUCUUCACUUUCAACUGGAAAUGACCAGGAGGCCUGUCUAUAUGACACUGACAAUUUUGAUUCCCGUAUUUUUAAUAUCUUUGUUGGAGGGUGUGUCACUGGUCAUGUCACCCCAAGAGCCAGAGAGAUUGUCUAUUUCUAUUACCAUCUUGUUGUCCUUCACAGUUUUUCUUGGGAUCAUAAACGAGAAUCUGCCGGAGACUUCUGAACAUAUCUCACUGAUAGUGGUCUACGUCACCGCGCUGCAGUUACUGGCCUUCUUGGUUGUCAUUGGCAACGCCAUUGUUUACUCCGUGCACUACAAGAGCUCACGUCUAAAUGGGAUGAGUGACAAACGCCAUGCUUCUUCCUCAACGUGCUUGAGGCACACCAAGAUCUCGCCAGCCAAGGAAAUCAGCGAGACAUCUGAGAACGAGGCUAACUCGGAGUGCGCCAGUGACGUCUGCGUCGUGACUCCAGUCAGGAGACCGUCCAAAAUGGCGUCAUCAGCGGAGAAGUUGAACACUUACUUUGUAGUGACCCACAUAGUUCUAUUCAUGCUGGUCACGUCUGUUACACUCGUCAUUAGUUUUCUCACUUAGUUGGAAACAGAUAUUGACCAUCUUUUUCUUCUGUCCUGACGGCACUAGGAAGUAAUGGUUAGGAUUAGGGUUAUGUCCAUACCUAUUAUACUAAUUACGUCAUUUACGUCUUUGUCGUCUGCUAGCACCCAAAUAUUUCUUUCUUUUUUUUUUAAUUAAAUUGUAAGCACUAAAUAAAAUCUACUAGAUCUGUGUUUUUCACUCUAGCAUCGUCUUACCAGCUAAAACACUCCACUUCUGUAACAAAUUCAAAUCAUAUAACAAACUUUACUGACUUGCGUAUACAAUGUCAAAAUUAAAAUAUUUCGGCAUUAAAGGUUCACUGCAUCAGUGGAUUAAAGAUUUUCUGAUAGGGAGAGAACAAACUGUAAUAAUAAAUGGCUCUAAAUCAACACCGAUAACAGUAAACUCAGGUGUACCUCAAGGAACAGUCUUGGGUCCACUACUAUUUUUAAUUUACAUAAAUGAUUUACCAAAUUGCAUUACUUCAGGAACAAAAGUCAGAUUAUUUGCAGACGAUUGCAUAAUAUAUAGAACAAUAAAAACAACACAAGACACAUAUAUUUUACAAAGAGAAUUAGAUGAAUUACAAAAAUGGGAAUCAAAUUGGAGCAUGUCUUUCCACCAGAAAAAUGUCAGUUGUUAAGAGUAACAAAAAAACUAAAACAAAUUUAUUCCACUUAUCUUAUUCAUGGCAAACCAGUAACACAGACUAAAAACGCAAAAUACCUAGGUGUUAUAAUAAAUGAAAAACUGUCAUGGAAUCCACAUAUUGAUGAAACUACAAAAAAAUCAAACAAAGCAUUAGGAUUUAUUAAAAGAAAUUUCUAUAAAUCAAAUAAGAACAUAAAACUAAAAUGUUAUUUAACCUUGGUUAGACCAAUAAUAGAAUAUGCAUCCUCCGUUUGGGACCCCUCAACUCAAGAAAACAUUAAGAAACUGGAACAGACACAAAAUAGAGCAGUGAGAUUCAUAACAAACGAAUAUUCACAUUUGACUAGAGUAACACCUUGAGUAAAAUCACUAAAUUUAGAAAGCCUUCAGGACAGAAGGCUCAAAAGUAAAGUAGCAAUCAUACAUAAAACACUGAACCAUAAUCUUCAAUUACAAAAACAAAAUUUAAUAAAAUACUCUGAAAGACACAAAGAUAAAGGUACAUUCCUCGUCCCAUAUGCUAGGACAAAUUUGUACAAAUGCUCCUUCUUCCCUAGUGCUAUUAGAGCAUGGAAUGGGUUGCCUGAGCUAGCCAGGAAAACCAGUGACUUGGCAGAAUUUAAGUCAUUGGUUAAUAUGCAUGACUAAAUGCGUGACGCGUAGGACGUAAUCAUCUUCUUUUUUUUGAAGUAACGUCUGUAUUAUAUAAGAUAAGAAGAUGUCAUCACAUAAUAUAAUUAACUUACAAGAAUUAGAGGGGCAGUGAACUACAAAAAAUAUUCUUCAAAUUCAAAACUAAUAACGCAUUUCCUCAUCAGUUCUGUUAAUUAAAAUCAGAUCUAAAAAUAUUUUUUAACAGCAUCUUUAACACUUCAUUUACGUAAAAUCCAUUUACUAGAGAAAAUCAGUUACAGUAAACCAUUGACAUAUAUAAAUACAGACACAAGAAUACAGAUAUAGACCAGAUUUAUAGGUCUGUGAUAUCGACCGAAACAGCAUAAAAAUGUGUAAUCUUAUAGAUAGGCAUAUAUAUAUAUAUAUAUAUUUAAAUAUAGGCUUUAUAUAUCUUCGGACUCGAAGACAAGCCUUAUAUAUAUUAUAUAUUACAGACGUUACAUGUCUUGUGCUUAAAAGCAAGCUAGCUUGUAUCUCUUUCGUUGAUAGUCAAAGUCCCAAUAAUAACACUAAAGACUUGUCUGGCGUAUUGUAGGCCUAAUUUACGUAUGAACAUUUGUUUUCGUCAAUAAACCUAAUUAUGAGCAUA
This is a messenger RNA of Biomphalaria glabrata, 3103 nucleotides long. RefSeq names its product neuronal acetylcholine receptor subunit alpha-6-like. The transcript is spliced from 8 exons. Gene Ontology annotation, molecular function: transmembrane signaling receptor activity; neurotransmitter receptor activity; extracellular ligand-gated monoatomic ion channel activity. Gene Ontology annotation, cellular component: neuron projection; synapse; membrane. NCBI's taxonomy places the organism in Eukaryota, Metazoa, Mollusca, Gastropoda, Planorbidae. Bases 22 to 1185 code for a protein of 387 amino acids. The record is from RefSeq and is a predicted model, not a curated record. Gene Ontology annotation, biological process: nervous system process; regulation of membrane potential; monoatomic ion transmembrane transport.